Messenger RNA from Colossoma macropomum (tambaqui), 2036 nucleotides. It is a transcript of the gene igsf21b, whose product is annotated as immunoglobin superfamily, member 21b. Lineage: Eukaryota; Metazoa; Chordata; Actinopteri; Characiformes; Serrasalmidae. Bases 234 to 1685 code for a protein of 483 amino acids. Gene Ontology annotation, cellular component: adherens junction. Gene Ontology annotation, biological process: homophilic cell-cell adhesion; heterophilic cell-cell adhesion. The transcript is spliced from 10 exons. The record is from RefSeq and is a predicted model, not a curated record.
AGGGAAUUUCAGUGGAAGCUGUUGCUGCGAUAAUCCCUCUCUGCCCCAUGUAAUUCUGGAUGCAGCACAGACCCGCAGGCGCCGCGCUGACAGGAAUACAGAGAUCGGAGCAAAUCUAGCCCGGAUGAAAAGACAUGGAGCGCCCUGACGACUUGCCCGGCGCAGUCACUUUGGGAUGGGGGGCGCAUGUACCACCCAAGGAGGUCUAAGGAGAAUAUGGGAAUGCGACACUUAUGGCUUCUUUCAGCUCAGCUUCGAAAAUGAACCUCCUGGUCACUUUAUGCCUGCUCCUGUGCUCCACUCUGAUGGACUCAGUGAAGGGGUAUUUAACAGUCACCAUUGAGCCUCUACCCCCCGUGGUCAUGGGCGAUACAGUGACUUUGAAGUGCAAUUUCAGAACUGACGGCAACCUGAGAGAAAUAGUGUGGUUUCGGGUUACAGAGGGUGGUAGUUCUAAGCAGAAGAUAUUUACUUAUGAUGCCAUGUACAAUACCAAUUUCUCUCACAUGGAGGAUUUUCGCAGAAGAGAAGACCUUGUUUACCAGUCAACUGUGAGGCUCCCUGAGGUUCAAAUGGAAGACAACGGGCCGUAUGAAUGUCACGUGGGGAUCUACGACAGGGCGUCCAGAGACAAGGUGGUCUUAGCAUCUGGAAGCAUAACACUUGCUGUUAUGUCACCUCCGAAAUCCAUCUCUGUAAUUGCGGCAGACCAACCGACACGAUUCAAUCGCUACGAGGCCCAAAACUUCACACUCGUGUGCAUCGUGACGGGAGGAAAGCCCGCGCCUGUGGUGUACUUUAAGCGGGACGGUGAGCUAAUUGAGGUGGUCCCUUCUGACAAACCCCGCGAGGCAGCUGAGAGCCGAGGCUUGUUUUCAGCCAAAGAAAGCAGGCCUCUGAUCAGCCGGGACCUGGACGACACUAAGCUGCAGAAGUCCCUGUCUCUCCUCGAGCCAGAUGUGGAGCCAGUGCGGCUGGACAAUGUCCGGCCCCAUCAGAGCAAUACCCCGGGAGCCCUUGGCCAAGAAGGUCCCCGGCCUACCACUGAGAUCAUCCCAGAGACUGUGGUCAGCCGGGAGUUUCCACGCUGGGUGCUGAGCUCCAGCCCGCUUUACUACUUUAACCACACGCAGACGGAGUUCAGCGAUGGCACCAUGGAGGUGCAGGCCAUGCUCACCUGGCACCUAAACCCGCAGCUGGACAACGACGCCCUCUUCAGCUGUGAAGUUAAACAUCCUGCCCUCUCCAUGCCCAUGCAGGCCGAAGUUACACUUUCUGCUCCAAAGGGACCUAAACUCUCCAUGACUCCAAGCAGAGCAAAAGUGGGAGAUACAGUUCGCAUCAGUGUGGAGGGAUUCCAAGUGGGAACAAAGGGGAAUGAGGUGUUUCCUGAGCCUCUGUUCACAUGGACACGUGUCGGGGGGCUGCUGCUGGAUGGCAGUGCUGAGAGGGAAGGGAAGGUUCUGAUUUUGGAGAGAGUUCCUGCAGAGCUCAACGGUUCCAUGUACCGCUGCACUGCAGAGAACCCACUGGGCUCCACUAACACACAUACACGCCUCAUAGUGUUCGAAAACCCAAGAAUAAAGAAAGAGACACUGCAGUUUAAUGUUGCUGACUCUGGUGGGGAGCUGUUUGGUCCCAUGUUUAUGAUGCUGCUGCUAUCAGUGACCCUGGAGUUCACAUGAACAGACUGAGAUGCGACUCACUCCUGUUCUCUCCCUGACAGCUUCGGCUCUGCAGUCACCUUCUCUCUCUCUCUCUCUCUCUCUCUCUCUCUCUCUCUCUCUCUCUCAGCUCUGCACUGUUCAUAACACAGGUGAAAUAAAUAGACAAGAAAAAAGACCAAAUGUGCUCUGGUUCAGCCACGGUUCACUUUCACAUCAUGUACCGCACAUCUUUCCGAAAAUCAUCACUUGCCUUGGCUUUGCACGCAUUUCUUUUGAAGUGUCCAUCUGAUUAAGUAUGUUCUGAAUGAAAGACGUCCUUAUCAUACAGAAUUUUAUCUACAUGCACUGAAAAUGCCGUGAUGCUAAGCU